Messenger RNA from Medioppia subpectinata, 1125 nucleotides. The record is from the annotation of a GenBank genome assembly. NCBI's taxonomy places the organism in Eukaryota, Metazoa, Arthropoda, Arachnida, Sarcoptiformes, Oppiidae.
AGGGCAAAAGCGAUCGAUAAAGACGACGAAGUUCUGGCAAUUAAUGGCAUUGUUUUGAGAGGUCUUCAGUUGGAAGACGCGUUGAGACACUUGAGAUGUAGCGAUAGAGUCGUGCAAAUUAUAAUUGCAAAACAAAAACCGUGUGAAGUAUUGAGUCCUCAAAUUACAACCAAUACAUCACACGUUGACAAUCAUCUCAACUACGAGUCUAUUGUAAAUAAUAAUAAUAAUUGUCAUAACAAUAAUAAUAUUAAUAAUAAUAACAGUAUUAUUAACAAUAAUAUGAAUAAUAAUAAUAAUGAUAAAAACGAUAAUAAUGUGGCAAAAGUGCAAAAAUCAAAGUUUUACAUAAAGUUCUCAUCAGAUAAGCGACCGUUUGGUGCCUUUCAAUGGCUGUUGAAUCAACGGCGAAGAGUUUCGGGUCUAUCGGGCUCUAAGAGUUUCUCGGAAUCUUCGACCAGAACUGCCAAAACCAAUGCCUUAACAAAUGAUUCAAAACAGUCAGAAGUGAAUCAAAAUGGGAAACAAAGCAAUUCAUAUCCAAAUCCAAGCCAAACGCCGAAUCAAACUCAACAAAAACUGUCCACUUUAUCGCGAAUAACUCUGAACCGGAGCUGUCGACCCAUUUCUACUCCCAAUUCAAUCGAAAAUAAUAAACUCAAUUCAAACUGCAACAGCGGCGGCACACUCUCAGGCCUUUGGACACUUCCCCGUAAGCCUAAAGACAGCCCUCAACCGCCUAAAGCAGAUCUACGGACUAUUGUCUAUCAGAAAGGACCCGACAGUAAGGGUUUGGGAUUCAGUAUUGUUGGGGGCAUUGACUCACCGAAGGGUCAAAUGGGGAUAUUUGUCAAAACUAUAUACCCGAGCGGUCAGGCGGCAGAGUUCGGCAACUUAUUUGAAGGCGAUCAGAUAUUCAGUAUUAACGGACAGUCAACUGAAGGGUUAACUCAUUCGGAAGCGCUAACAAUGUUUAAAAGGAUUAAAAGAGGAGAUGUUGUCCUAAAUAUUGGCCGCCGAACAGACGUUGUGCUAAACAGUGCUAAAAACUCGAAGUCGUGCUCAAACCUCGAUCUCAUUUCAUGAAUUCAUAUCACAAGUUAUUCUAUAACUACUAUUCAAACA